AUGCCUCCCAACCUCACUGGCUAUUACCGCUUCGUCUCCCAGGAGAACAUGGACAAUUACCUGCGCGCUUUAGAUAUCAAUGUGGUCCUGCGAAAACUGGUUUGCCUCCUGAAGCCUGAUAAGGAGAUCAUCCACACAGGCGAUCACAUGGUCAUCCGCACGAUCACUUCCCUGCGAGACUACGUUAUGGACUUUGAUGUGGGAGUCCAGUUUGAGGAAGAUCUGGGACCUGUGGAUGGACGGAAGUGUCAGACAACUGUCUCCUGGGAGGGGGAUCAGCUUGUGUGUGAGCAACUAGGAAAGAAGAGGAACCGAGGCUGGAGGCACUGGCUGGAGGGGGACCAGCUGUAUCUGCGCAUGACUGCUGAAGACGCCGUCUGUGUCCAGGUCUUCCAGAAAGUGAAGUGA
Molecule: messenger RNA, 408 nt
Organism: Pterocles gutturalis (yellow-throated sandgrouse)
Lineage: Eukaryota; Metazoa; Chordata; Aves; Pterocliformes; Pteroclidae
Gene: RBP5
Product: retinol binding protein 5, cellular
Exons: 4
Coding region: 1-408 (135 amino acids)
Biological process (GO): fatty acid transport
Cellular component (GO): cytosol; nucleus
Molecular function (GO): fatty acid binding
Source: RefSeq, a predicted model, not a curated record